Molecule: messenger RNA, 1044 nt
Organism: Mus caroli (Ryukyu mouse)
Lineage: Eukaryota; Metazoa; Chordata; Mammalia; Rodentia; Muridae
Product: olfactory receptor 5AP2-like
Biological process (GO): G protein-coupled receptor signaling pathway
Cellular component (GO): membrane
Molecular function (GO): G protein-coupled receptor activity; olfactory receptor activity
Source: RefSeq, a predicted model, not a curated record
CCUGCUCCUUUCCAGUAUGUUUUCUCUUUUGCCAUUUGUUUAUAUUUCUUCUCCUCAGAUCAUGAGCCCGAAUCUCAUAGAUAUGGGUAAUCUGACUGCAAUCAAAGAAUUUCUCCUUCUGGGAUUUGGAAGCCUCCAUGGCUUACAAUUUUUACUUUUUGGAAUGUUUCUUGGAAUCUACAUAAUGACCUUAAUGGGGAAUAUUCUCAUCCUUACAGUUACUUCCAAUGACCACAGCCUCCAAACUCCCAUGUAUUUCUUUUUGUCCAAUUUCUCCUUCCUUGAGAUCUGGUAUACAACUUCCAUUGCUCCUAAGAUGCUGAAGACCCUUCUCUCUGGUCCAGAGGCCAUUUCUUUUACAGGAUGUGUGGCUCAGUUUUAUUUCUUUGGCUCCAUGGCAGUAGUUGAGUGUUUUCUCCUGGCAAGUAUGUCUUAUGACCGAUACCUUGCAAUCUGCAGCCCACUUCGGUACCCAUCUCUCAUGAACUUCCACACAUGUUUCUUGCUUGCAGGUGGAUCUUGGGUGGGUGGAUUUCUAACACCUGUUGUUACUGUCACAAUGACAUUCCAGCUCCAGUUCUGUGCAUCCAAUGAGAUUGAUCAUUUCUUUUGUGACCUUGCCCCUGUGUUGAAGCUGGCUUGUUCUGAUCCCGAGGAAGUAAAAAGAACUACUUUCCUCAUGGCCUCCUUUGUCACCAUGGGACCCUUCUUGCUCACUGUAGCCUCCUAUAUAAACAUUGUUGUUGCUGUCAUCAGGAUGCCAUCAGCUGCAGGAAAGCAAAGAGCCUUUUCCACAUGUUCCUCCCACCUCAUCGUGGUCUCUCUGUACUAUGGAACUUUGGGAACAGUGUAUGCCAUACCCACAGCAACUCAGGCCACGGCCCUAAACAAGGUCUUCUCAUUGCUCUACACUGUGGUCACCCCCAUGGUCAACCCCAUUGUGUACAGCUUGAGAAACAAGGAUGUUAAGAAGGCAGUGCAGAAACUCCUGAGUAAGUGGAAGCAUCCAAUGAAAACCUAAUGGCCUUCUGCAUCCCCAGAGAG